AUGUGUCAACAUUUCAAGAACCUCUCCAACAACUUGCGGCUGCUGGAGAUCAUACUGUGCGUGUUAGCCUUGGUCAUCCCUAUUUUCAGGGGUAGGAUGGUGAACCCGUAUGGCAUCUACUGCGAGUUUGUCUGGGUCUUCUGUAUCAUUGUGGCCGUGGUCCUUCUGGUGUUUGAGAUCAUGCUUUUGCAUAUCCUCCUCGCUGCCUGCCUGCCCAACUGGGACGACCUGGUUUGCGGUCUGACCAUGCUGUGCACGCUCAUGGUCGCCGCCGCCACGCUCAUCUUCGCCAUCAAAUUUGCUUGUUUGUCCUGCGUCAGCAGUAUUUUCUGCGUCAUCUUCUCAUUGGCCGCUACUGUGGUUUUCCUGAUCGACAGUGUCAUAAGGAAAAUGAAGUGUCCGGAGGGCUAUCUGUCCAGUCUCAGGGGGGUCCUCCGCUUCACAGAGGCCGUCCUGGCUUGUAUCAUCCUGGCCGGCGCCACCAACUACUUCCUGGGCGUGGAGAGUGUCUUCCGUCCGCCCGCCAUGUUUUUGUGCAUCGUGGUCUAUAUAGUUUGCCUCCCUGUCACAGUGCUCAUCAUACUCAUCCAUCUGAUCAAGCUACUUGAAUGCCUCAUCUCAUGUAUUGGGAUGAAGCUGUUGGAGUUGGUGUUCAAUGUACUGGCUGUGGUGUUUUACCUGUCUGCUGUCGUCCUCUGGCCCCUCUUUGGUUACAGGCACUACCGUAACUACAAUCCGCCUAACUGUGACUACUGUCACCAUGAUGACCUGGAUGUGGUAAUUGUGGGGACCAUUGGCAAUCUCAGCCUAUACGUUGUGGACUUGGUUUUUAGCGUCUUGGCUCGAAUUAAAUCCUAA
This is a messenger RNA of Coregonus sp. 'balchen', 858 nucleotides long. Lineage: Eukaryota; Metazoa; Chordata; Actinopteri; Salmoniformes; Salmonidae. The record is from the annotation of a GenBank genome assembly.